This is a messenger RNA of Carassius carassius (crucian carp), 973 nucleotides long. RefSeq lists its product as uncharacterized. The transcript has 3 exons. Bases 68 to 742 code for a protein of 224 amino acids. Gene Ontology annotation, molecular function: GTP binding; GTPase activity. Gene Ontology annotation, biological process: vesicle-mediated transport. Gene Ontology annotation, cellular component: trans-Golgi network; vesicle; Golgi apparatus. Lineage: Eukaryota; Metazoa; Chordata; Actinopteri; Cypriniformes; Cyprinidae. The record is from RefSeq and is a predicted model, not a curated record.
AAUUUUACAUAACACAAAAGCUUUCUUUCUUUUUGGAUCAGAGUGUCAUGUACUCUAGGCUGCUGACAUGCAGCAGGAGAGGUUACUCAAAGUCCUUGUCAUUGGAGAUUUAGGUGUGGGGAAGACUUCCAUCAUAAAGCGUUAUGUACAUCAGAUUUUUUCUCAACAUUACCGCGCGACUAUCGGUGUUGACUUUGCUCUGAAAGUCCUGAAUUGGGAUCACCAGACAGUCAUUCGACUGCAGUUGUGGGACAUCGCAGGACAAGAAAGGUAUGGCAACAUGACACGUGUGUACUACAGAGAGGCUGUUGGGGCGCUGGUGGUUUUUGACAUGACUCGUGCUUCCACCUUCCAAGCUGUGUUGAAAUGGAAAAAAGAUCUUGAUUCUAAAGUCGCCCUUGGCAAUGGGCGUCCCCUACCAGCUGUCCUGCUGGCCAACAAGUGCGACCAACAGAGACAUGGUUUGUGUUCCAAACUGCCCAAACUCGACAAUUUCUCCAGGGACCAUGGUUUUGUGGGCUGGUAUGAGACGUCUGCAAAGGACAAUACAAACAUCGAUGCAGCCAUCAUGUGUCUUGUAGAAAACAUAAUGGCCAUUGACACGGAGGCUGUUCCUGUGGAAUCAGACCCUAGUGUACUGAUCCUCCCUGCUUUUGAUUAUAACCUAAAAGAGCGCAGUGACUCUAGUUGUUCUGUCUGUACAACAUUCCAGUCCAGCAGAAAACCCCACAGUGAAUUAUAGGGUGAAAAGAUGAAAAGAACACUGAACAGAGUGGGAAAGAAAAAUAUAGAGAGAAAAAUAGAGAAUGGUCACACCCUUAGUUGGGCCUUCAGAUUGAGCUGAUGUAAGAUGUCGUGGCAAAGACAAGACCAUGAAGCCUUAAAACUUACAUGCACUUACAUUUACACAUACCAAAAACAACAGUCAUCAAUAGAACAUGCCGCGUUUACUGAGUUUUCUCUGAUAAAUACU